Brenthis ino (lesser marbled fritillary) is the source of this 771-nucleotide messenger RNA. The record is from the annotation of a GenBank genome assembly. NCBI's taxonomy places the organism in Eukaryota, Metazoa, Arthropoda, Insecta, Lepidoptera, Nymphalidae.
AUGGUCAAAUAUCUUUUACAGAAUAGCAUGACUUCAGAUAUUAUAACAACUUUUGAACUGGAUAAAAUAAGUGAUUCUAGCAAAGUUAUAAUAAUAAAAGAAAUUAAUGGAUGUGAUAGCUCAUUUAUUUCUAGUUGUGUUCUAGGGAAUUGUAUAAAAAAUAAAAGUGCUGUACUGGUAGUAUUAAUACACAACAGUUUUUCACAUUAUCAUAAUGUAGGUCUCAAAAUGAACUAUAAUUUACAGAAAUCUUUAGAAUCAGGUUUAGUAGACUACUAUGAUGUAGGUGGAGAUUUGGUAAAUACCAUGUUAGAAAAUAAAUGCACUUUGUCAUUGGAUAUAUGGUUUAAAAUAAAGGAAAAGCUUGUCAAACUACAUGAAAAGCAUGCUGUUGUUAAUGUAAUUUUUGAAGGAAUUUCUCAUUUGUUUGAUAUGCAAUUUACCUUAAAAGAAGUUAAUGAUAUAUGUAAAAAUGUGAUUGAUUUAAUAAGAAGCUAUAACAAUUCAUGUUUGUUUGUUCAUUGUAAUGUUGCAAAUGAGGAUGAUAUAACCAAUGUGUUAGCAAAUAGCCUUUCUCAUAAGGCACAGAUUUUAGCAGAGGUGGAAAAUUUACCUUCAGGAUUAAGUGCUGAUGUCUCUGGUCGAUUAACAUUGAAAUAUUUAUAUCAUAAGUAUCAGAGUGAAAAUGUGUAUACAUAUAAUCAAAAACCAUCACAAUAUCUUUUUAGGUUAUUUGAUAGAGGAGUUAAAUUAUUAGCACCUGGUACAGUU